CUGAAAACCCUCUCAACGCCAGGCUGAUCGGAAUAAGAAACUACAAUUCCCAAAGUGCAUUGCAYCGCAGGGUUGCGGGAAGUAGUGACCACCCACCACAGAGCCAUGGUCCACGCCUUCCUCAUCCACACCUUGAGGGCCCCAAAUGUGGAGGACACAAGCCUUUGUCGAGUGCUGUACUCCUGUGUCUUUGGUGCUGAGAAGUCAACUGAUGAUCCUCGACCACAUGGUGCAGAGAGGGAUAGGCUUCUCCGCAAGGAGCAGAUUUUGGCGGUAGCCAGGCAAGUGGAGUCAAUGUGCCAGCUGCAGCAGCAGGCAUCUGGCCGACCCCCAACGGACCUGCAGUCUCCAUCCUCAGACGAGCCUGUGCCCCUGCAGGAGGCUCCACGAGGUGCUUUCCGCCUGGCAGCAGGAGACCCUUUCCAGGAGCCGAGAACUGUGGUGUGGUUGGGAGCGCUCUCGUUGGGCUUUGCCCUGGUGCUGGAUGCCCAUGAGAACCUGCUGCUGGCCGAGAGUACCAUCCGGCUUCUGGCCCGCCUGCUCCUGGACCACCUCCGCCUGCUGACCCCUGGCUCCAGCCUCCUGCUGCGAGCUGACCGCAUUGAAGGCAUCCUUACCCGCUUUCUGCCCCAUGGUCAGCUGCUUUUCCUCAAUGACCACUUUGUCCAGGGUCUGGAGAAGGAAUUCAGUGCUGCCUGGCCCCGCUGACCCCUCACUGGAAUGGGGCUCACUGAGGGGACAGGGAAGGAAUAUAGAGAUUCCACACACAGCCAGGGGAAGCUUGGCAUUUGCCUCCUGCCUGACCUGUUUCUUGCUCUGAUGUGCUGCCAUAUCCAGGACACAUGGAUGGGACAAGCUGGCAGCAAGGGGACCAGUGUGAGGGUAGAAGUGGGACUGUGUCUAUUCUCAGGUCACCAGAAUCACAGAACAUCCUGAACCUAGAACUGCCGUCGUGUGACUUACUCAGACCACUGCAUUAUGUAUGUCCGACCUGACCUAGACUCUGCCUUCCUAAAGCCCCACUAGCCACUAGUGCUGGGGGAUUAGGGGGCGCUGCCUAAAACAGCACASCUUCUCCUUCCAAAGCCUCAGUCAUUGCAGACUCCCUUCAUGGUGGGGGUGGCUAGGCCCACAACCUGGCAGGCCCUGGCCCCUACCUUUGCAAAUACUUAAGCAACAUCAUUGGAGAUUUUGUUAGCAAGGGCCUCCUCUCAGCUAGCUCCACCUCAGUUGAGAAACACUGUUCAGCAGGGCAUCCUGUAGCCCUAGCCAAGCCCUAGCCGAUCAGGUGGGGUUAAGAUGUAGCAUUUGGGAAGUCUGUGCUGGUUGACCUUGUCUUUCUCAUUUUGUAUUAAAACUGCUGGUUGUGUGA
Urocitellus parryii (Arctic ground squirrel) is the source of this 1372-nucleotide messenger RNA. It is a transcript of the gene Ap5s1, whose product is annotated as adaptor related protein complex 5 subunit sigma 1. Gene Ontology annotation, biological process: double-strand break repair via homologous recombination; endosomal transport. Gene Ontology annotation, cellular component: cytosol; late endosome; AP-type membrane coat adaptor complex. The record is from RefSeq and is a predicted model, not a curated record. Lineage: Eukaryota; Metazoa; Chordata; Mammalia; Rodentia; Sciuridae.